This is a messenger RNA of Symbiodinium necroappetens, 1648 nucleotides long. NCBI's taxonomy places the organism in Eukaryota, Dinophyceae, Suessiales, Symbiodiniaceae. The record is from the annotation of a GenBank genome assembly.
GCAGGUGCUCAGAGAAGUUACCAAGCAACUGUCCAAGCUGGGCAGGAACCAAUGGCAUCAGGUGUCGCUCCAGUUCCGCCGGCUUGCGGAGCAAAGCCUGAAGCCAGAUGCUUUCGUGUACAACACGGCCAUCAUCGCUUAUGGCAGAGGCCAGGAGUGGCAAGCAUCCAUGCACAUGCUGGCCGACAUGGGCAGCGAGGCUCUGGAGCGGAAUGCCGUCAGCUAUGCUGCAGUGCUUGGCGCAUGCGCCAAGGCCAAGCAGUGGGUGAUUGCCACACAGGUGCUUCGAAGUAUGCAAUCGGCCAGCCACCGCCCAGAUGUCCGGAGCUACAGCGAUGUCAUUGGCGCAGCCGCCAAGAAGCAAAAGUGGUCACUGGCGCUGAGGAUCCUGUCUGACAUGCCAGAGGAGUCGUGCCUGCCAGACCUGUUCGCCUUCAGCUUGGCCCUUUCAGCUUGUGCCAGCGAUCAGUGGGCAUUUGCUUUGGAGGUGCUGAGACAGAUGAAUUCGCAAGGCCUCGUGCCGAACGAUGUCGUGUUCAGCAACCUGAUGAGUACCUUUGCAACUGCGGGUCAAUGGCAGCAUGCUGUGGAGACCUUCGCCCAGAUGUGCGAUGCGGCCCUGCUGCCGGACCUGGUAGCAUACAGCACAGCGAUCAGUGCUGCAGGGGCCCAGUGGCAGUGUGCGCUGGCACUGUACCAGCAGAUGUCGGAGCAGGAAGUGCAAGCAGAUGUGAUUAUCUUCAACACGGUGAUGCAGUCUCUGGCAGAGGGUCAGCGCUGGCAGCUUGCUCUCGGGCAGCUGGCGACACUGUGCGAUUCUGGGCUGCAGCCUACAUUGGUAAGCUUCAACACCGCCAUCAGCGCUUGCGGCCGCUGCGGCCGCUGGCAAGCUGCCACGGAGGUUUUCGGGGCCCUGCGAGAGCAGCAUCUCGCGGCAGAUGCCGUAACCUACAACAGCCUGCUCAGCGCACUCGAGAGGCACGGCCUCUGGGCUGCAGCACUGUCUGUGGUUCAAGACAUGCAGCGGAACUUUGUCCGUGCUGAUGUGAUCACGUUCAAUUCGCUUGUCAGCUCCUGCGGGCGAUGUGGCGACUGGCAACGAUCUCUCUAUGUUUUGGCGCUGAUGGAGUCCAGUUCUCUGCAGCCAGAUGAGAUCACCUUCGCAGCUGCUAUCAGCUCUUGCGAAAGAGGUAUGCAGUGGCAACGGGCACUACUGCUUCUUGAGGGUAUGUCGGCCGAGGCCCUGUGCCCUGGGGCCACGGCCUUUGGGGCAGCCAUCACUGCCUGUGAGGUGUUGGGGCUUUGGGAAGCGGCCUUGAAGCUGAUGUACCAGGCACACCAGGCCGGGGCCAACAACAUCGUUGUGGCCAAUGCUGCCGUGAGCACCUGUUCCAAAGGCGGCGCUUGGCAGAAGGCGCUACAUCUGCUGAAUAACUUCGGCUUCUAUCGGCUGGAGCCGACAGCGAUCACCUUCAAUUCUGUAUUGGAUGCAACGCAGCAGAAGAUGGAGUGGGGACUGGCCUUGCAUUUGCUACAGCGCAUGCAAGAGGAGGAGGUUGUGCCCGACACCAUCGGCUACAGCACUGCGAUCAAUGCUUGUGCCGCAGGCCUGCGUGCACGCCGGGGACAGAGGGAUUGCAACACCUGA